AAAAUAAGAUGUAAAAGGAAUAUCCCCUUAUUUCUCUUUCUAUGUCUUCUCUUCUCUUCUCUUCAUUUCUUCAUCUUUGUUUUCUCUCACUAACUCCAUCUUUCUCUCUCUUCUGCUCUUAUUGUUGCCUGUUCAGGUCGACUUCUGGUCGGGUGCUUUGCUUAUUUACCUCUUCUUUCUUUACUUUCCUUUCUUUCUUUUUACUAAAAAAGUAAGAAUUUCAUGGGUUUUCAUCAUGUCAUGAAACUUGUGCUUUUAUGGUAUUGUAUCCCUUUUUAAGUUUUAAGGUUUGGUAAUUUAAUCACUUCUAUUUUUGGUAAAGAGUAUAGGGAAAAAAAUACAAAAGAAAGUUUGUAUCUUUUUGUUGUUUUAUUAUUAUUGCUAGUUACUUCUUGAAUUUUGUGAGGUGGGUACUUGUGUGAAUGGUAAAAGAGUGGUUUUUUUAGGUUAGUUUAGUGAUUUAUUGAUAUUGCUUGAAAUUUAUGAAGUGGGUACUUGUGAAAUUGGUGAAGGACUGAUUUUUAAGGUGUUAAUUUAUCUGGGUUUGGUUUAGUUUAGAGAUUAUUGUUGCUAGUGCUGAAAUUUAUGAGGUGGGUGUAUGUGAAAAGGGUGAAGGAGUGAUUUUGAUGGUGUUAGUUUAUGUGGGUUUGGUUUAGUUUAGAAAAGUCUGGGGUUUGUGACCCUCUUUUUGAGGGGUUUUUCCACUUUUGGUAGUAAUUUGAAGUGUGGGAACUAAUGAAGGAAUGGAAUGUGGUAAUUAGCAGGAAAAAAGUGUUUAUGGGAAGCAAGGGUUUUGAAUUAUUAGUGGGUAUGUUUAAUUGGGAGAUUAUUAAGUUGCAUAUUAGUAAGGAUUGUUUAAGCUAGCUUUUACCCAGAAUAGCAAUAAGUGGGAUAUGAAGCUUUCAGCAUCAGGAUUGGUUCAACCUGGGAAUGAAGGGGGCGAAAAGAAGUGUCUUAAUUCAGAACUAUGGCAUGCUUGUGCUGGUCCUCUUGUGUGCCUACCGACUGCUGGGAGCCGUGUUGUCUAUUUUCCUCAGGGUCAUAGUGAGCAGGUUGCUGCCACUACUAAUAGAGAUGUUGAUGGCCAGAUACCUAACUACCCGAGUUUGCCUCCACAGUUGAUUUGCCAGCUUCAUAAUGUCACAAUGCAUGCUGAUAUUGAGACGGAUGAAGUCUACGCCCAAAUGACUUUGCAACCGUUAAGUCCGCAAGAACAGAAGGACAUAUAUCUACCUGCAGAUUUCGGGAUACCAAGUAGACAGCCCACCAAUUAUUUCUGUAAAACAUUGACAGCUAGUGACACCAGUACUCACGGAGGGUUUUCUGUUCCUCGUCGUGCAGCUGAGAAAGUUUUUCCUCCACUGGACUAUUCUCUGCAGCCACCGGCUCAAGAAUUGGUUGCUAGAGAUCUACAUGACGUUGAGUGGAAGUUUAGACACAUAUUUCGAGGACAGCCCAAAAGGCAUCUUCUUACUACAGGAUGGAGCGUUUUUGUCAGUGCUAAAAGACUUGUUGCUGGAGAUUCUGUUCUGUUUAUAUGGAAUGAGAAGAAUCAACUAUUUCUGGGAAUUCGCCGGGCCACUCGACCUCAAACUGUAAUGCCUUCGUCUGUCUUAUCAAGUGACAGUAUGCAUAUAGGACUUCUGGCAGCUGCUGCUCAUGCUGCUAAUACUAAUAGUUGUUUUACCAUUUUCUAUAAUCCGAGGGCAAGCCCAUCGGAGUUCGUCAUACCUUUAUCGAAAUAUGUCAAAGCAGUGUAUCACACACGUGUUUCUGUUGGGAUGCGAUUUCGUAUGUUGUUUGAGACUGAAGAAUCAAGUGUUCGUAGAUACAUGGGUACAAUUACUGGAAUCAGUGACCUAGAUCCUGUUCGUUGGCCAAGCUCUCACUGGAGAUCUGUGAAGGUUGGUUGGGAUGAAUCAACUGCUGGUGAGAGACAACCACGAGUUUCAUUAUGGGAAAUCGAGCCUUUGACAACCUUCCCCAUGUAUCCAUCUCUCUUUCCCCUCAGGCUCAAAAGACCAUGGCAUGCUGGCACUUCGUCACUGUCAGAUAAUAUAGAUGAUACUGCAAACAGCUUAAUGUGGUUGAGGGGACAAGGCGGAGAACAAGGUCUAAAUUCCAUGAAUUUCCAGUCCCUUGGAAUGUUCCCGUGGAUGCAGUCUAGAGUCGAUAGUUUGCUUCCUCUCGGAAAUCAGAACCAGCAGUAUCAAGCAUUGUUAUCCCCCACUUUUCAAAAUUUAAGAGGCGGUGAUAUGUUGAAUCCCCAGAUGAUGCAGUUUCAACAACCUAUUCAAUAUCUCCAGCAGUCGACCAGCCAAAUCCCGAUGUUGCAGCAGCAGCAGCAGCAACAACAGCAACUGAUUCAUUCAUCGCUGACCCAACAAAUGUUACAAGGGCAGUCUCAGGUUUCGAAGGAUACCCUUCCACAGCGUGUCCUCCCACAGGAGUAUUUCAAGCAUAGCGGAGGAUUAUCUAACCAACAAUUAUGUGGUUCCGAGGCGUUUUCACUUCCGAAUAACGAAAUGCAAAGCAGGCAGCAACUUACGAUGUCGUCGGCCCUUGGAAAAGCAGACACAAGCUCCGGAAAUGCCGAGAUAUCCAGUUCUACUCAUUCACCUGUACAGAACAUUCUGUCUUCUGCGCGUACCGAAGGAAUUAGUAAUUUUUCUGAUAUUUCACAUGUUAAUCAGACGACGUUAAAUGAACAGAGUUCCCAACAUCCUUUAGUAUCAUUGAAUUCAUUUACACCCAUUAACGCCUUCGGGAAUUCGGUCUCUCUACCUCCAUACCCCGGGAAAGACACUUCCUUGGAGACCGGAAACUGUAGCUUAGAUGUGCAGAAUCACAAUGUAUUUGGUGCUAACCUUGAUUCUUCCGGGCUUGUAUUACCAAUGACAAUGCCGACUACUUAUCGUACUUCUUCAAACGAUACGGAACUAUGCUCGUUACCGUCAGGUGCUUCUGGGUAUCACAAUAUGUAUGGUUGUAAUAGCAACUCUCCGGAGUUGCAUAGUGAAGGGCAGGGUGACCUGCCAAACCCAACAAGAACAUUUGUUAAGGUGUAUAAAUCUGGAUCAGUUGGGCGUUCGUUAGACAUCUCCCGGUUCAGCAGCUAUCAUGAGUUGCGUGAGGAGCUGGGUCAGAUGUUUGGAAUUGAGGGAAAGCUCGAUGACCCUCUGAGAUCAGGCUGGCAGCUUGUGUUUGUCGACAGGGAGAACGAUGUACUUCUCCUUGGAGACGACCCUUGGGAGGCAUUUGUAUACAAUGUCUCCUAUAUAAAAAUACUUUCACCCGAAGAUGUCCAGAAGUUGGGGAAGCUAAGGACCGAGACAUACUCAUAGAACUCGGAGGUAGAAUGUCGCAGAUCGAGGUUACAAAAUAGACAUUGAGCGGUCGACGUUUACCCCCUUCGGAUCAUCAAGCAAGUGAAGAUAAAACGUUUUAGUAAAUUUCUUAAUACAACAUGUUUUGAGUACUCACUCAGCUUAUGGUAGGCUUAAUGCCUUAAAUUCUAAACAUGAGAUUAGUAACUUUUGCCCAAAUACACAUUUUGUAGCUCAACUAAGACUUAUAUUCUGAGCUCAUGCAACAUUUAUUUAGCUUUUUGUCAUAAUUUGUAGCCAUUUGGGUGAGUGAGAUUUCCUUAUUCAAGUUUUUCAACAAUUGCUCAAGAAAUUGUUAUGAUAUUACAACUUGUGAAGACUA
Messenger RNA from Amaranthus tricolor (Joseph's coat), 3708 nucleotides. RefSeq names its product auxin response factor 8-like. NCBI's taxonomy places the organism in Eukaryota, Viridiplantae, Streptophyta, Magnoliopsida, Caryophyllales, Amaranthaceae. The transcript has 14 exons. Gene Ontology annotation, cellular component: nucleus. Gene Ontology annotation, molecular function: protein binding; DNA binding. The coding region runs from base 894 to 3344 and encodes 816 amino acids. Gene Ontology annotation, biological process: response to hormone; regulation of DNA-templated transcription. The record is from RefSeq and is a predicted model, not a curated record.